Varroa destructor (honeybee mite) is the source of this 1317-nucleotide messenger RNA. Its product is annotated as epithelial sodium channel subunit alpha-like. Gene Ontology annotation, molecular function: ligand-gated sodium channel activity. Gene Ontology annotation, biological process: sodium ion transmembrane transport. The record is from RefSeq and is a predicted model, not a curated record. Gene Ontology annotation, cellular component: plasma membrane. NCBI's taxonomy places the organism in Eukaryota, Metazoa, Arthropoda, Arachnida, Mesostigmata, Varroidae.
AUGGCUGAAUCUCAGGUACCUGGACUUAGCUCGAUGUUACGAGGCCGUUCGAAGUGUCGUGUCGGAACAUGGGCACUCACAUACAUUGCAAUGACCGCGGUGGCACUUCAUUUUCUCCGACUUUUGUUCUCAGACUAUUUCUCCUAUCCAGUAUCCGUUUCUAUUCGGCUUGAAGACACGUCUGGUCUACUGUUUCCUGCGGUUACGAUUUGUAAUCUCAAUCCUAUACGUCGGCAUUUGAUUUGUGAAAAUGCUGAUAGCGUCUUAUCGAUUCCUGAAGAAGUAAAGGACUAUAUUUGCAAUGAAACCUAUCGUGAAUCCAUCCAGGAUGAGAAUCUGGAUGUGAUAGAGCAAUUCUCAUUCUGGCUAGCUCACAGCCAACGACUCAAUAAGGAGGCAGUAAAGGCUUUAGGACACCCGAUGAAGAAAAAUGUGCGGGCCUGCACGUUACAGGGCAACAAAUGCACGAACAUCAAGCACUUUUGGUCUGAUACAUUUAGCCAGUCCUACGGGAACUGCAUAACGGCAAACAAACAGGCCCAAAGGACCGGUGAUUUCCUCUAUUAUCGUCUCGGUGGACCGGAACAGGGGCUAGAGCUUAUACUUAACGUAGAAAUAAAUGAGUAUCUCCCAAUCACCUCGGAAGCAGGUUAUCUAGUGAUGAUUCACUCCCAUAACUUGGAACCUGACGAUGCAACGGAUGGCGUGUUUGUUUCACCAGACGGAACUACCUACAUCGGAGUUACCGUGCGGAAAAUCAAUCGGCUGGCUACUCCAUACCCAGCGCACUGUAUUUCGAAAUGGUCGAAGGACGCGAUCAAACCCGACGACGACAAUUCGUACAACCGAGGCCCUGCAGGUCUCAUAUCGAAUAUGGGCGGAAUUGUUGGCGUGUACCUCUCCUUCGGAUUUCUUGUCAUCUAUGAAAUUGUGGAAAUCUUCUUUCGAGCCAUGUACGUCGCCGUAGAUUUCAAAGUUCUUGGAAAACGAUUUCACCAGAAGGCCAAACACGUUCAAUCGAGUGCGUUGACCAGAGCGAUUGAAGCAAAAAGGCGUCUUAAAUUUAAAGCCCGCAAUCGGACGAUUGACGCGCAGCCCAAGUACUUCAAUGUCGAACGCCGCGAGUCUCAUCCGCCAUAUCGGCUCACCGUGUGGGACUAUCCGAAUCGUCGACAGCGGCCACGUGACAAGAAUGAGGUGGCCGCUAUCCAUCAGGCGCCGCAGUUACACGUUGACCUGCAGAACUAUAUUCGAAUGAGCGAUGCGUUCGGGAGGUACCAUCGGCGUGAUAAGCCCAAAGAAGUUAUCCACCAGUGA